CAUCUACAGCAGCUGUCAACGAACGGGGACCGUGACCAGACAGUGUUGUUUUCGCAUGUCGUUGUAGGAGAGAAACGGCUCUGUUGAUACCAAAGAGGCGGGGCUCACGAGCACAUACUCAGGGAAGAGAUUCUCACUGGGACUCAGGUGGGGCGAUGGCGGAAUCUGGGAAAGAGCUGUCAGCCGGUUCCCGACAUCCAUCAGUCGGCUCGCCCUUUUGUCGCAUCUCCAUCGUGAUAAACUGGAAGAGACCGCUUUGGACUUCCUCAAUCUUUGUUGUCACCAAUUCAAUUUUCUGGUUUGUGACCCUGAGUCCCUGCAGACUAUUCAGCCUCACGUGCCUGAGUCUGGCUCUGAUGGUGGUCCUACAGUUUAUACGCGAUCUGUACCUGAUGAGAUCCAAAGGAACUCCUUUAUGGCACAGUAUGACUGGAAGUUGGGAGAUGAUUCACUCUAGGCAUGGUGCGGAAUCAGAACCGGCAUCACAAAUCACGGAUUCCUGGACCAGCUUCAAACUGUUCUUGGAGGAGACGUCUUCUUUCAAGCAACAGAACCCUGGGAAGUUCUGCCUGCUUGUAUGCAGCUUGUGUUCCUUCCUGGCGGUUCUGGGACGCUACAUUCCUGGAAUUGUCCUCUCAUAUAUAUUAGUGCUUGGCAUCUUCCUCUGGCCCCUGGUGUCGUCACAUGACUUUGGACUGUGGUUCGAGCCAGUUCUGCAGAAACUGGACUUCGGACUUGGACAGUUCCUUCAAAAGAUCAAAGAGAACCAUGAGAAGAGAAUCCUCCAGGCUCAGGAAGAACACGAGAGCAUCGAGGCUGAUCUUUCUUCUCUUUUCCCCAAGCUGGACUCAACCGUGUAUAAGGAGCUGUCCAUAUCAGACACAGAGCCCUCAGAAGUGACAUGGACAGAAAAUGGCACCUUCAACCUGUCCGAAGGGCACUCACCACAAACAGAGAACUCAGAAGACCUGGACCGACCCAGCGACCACGAGGAGGUGUUUGCUGGCGGCCUCCCAGACUUCCCAUCGCUGGAUAACGGUCAGGGGACCAACGGCGACGACGAUGAAGACCUCAGCAUCGGCCUGCCCUCCCCGGCACCCAGGACGAAGCCCAAACACAAACAGCGUAGCGUGGCGGCCGAGCCUCGUCCAGACCCCACCCUGCAGCUGGUGGAGCGCAUGGCCGGCGACGUCAUCGCCGCCGCCGUCACCGCUGCCAUCCAAGAGCGGCUGGAGGCCACCGUCGCCUCCGCCAUGUGCCCGGCGCCCGUGGACGCCGCCUGCCCGUCCUUCUCGUCGUCCUCGUCCGCCUCCACCCCGCCGGCCGCGCUGGCCCAGGCCCUGGCCGAAGACUCGGACAGCGAGGCGGAGGACUUUGAGCUGCUGGACCAGGCCGAGCUGGAGCAGCUGGAGGGGGAGCUGGGCCUGGAGAGGGCAGGGGGCCAGGGGGCCCAGCCCAGGAGCAGCAGCAGGCCCGCGGGCUUCUUCUCCAAACUGCUGGGCCGCCACUGACCGGGCAGAGAGGGCGCUUAGCCAGAGAUUGUGAACGGUGGGCUGGGUGGGUGUGCAGGGACUCGGAGGGUUGACAAGUGGCGAUUUUCCUCGUUAUUUACUUUAAUUAGACAUGGGGUUUGGCACGCUGUGUGGGAGGGACAACACAGGGAUGGUUGAUCUAAGAGGUUUCUGUCCGUGCUGAUUGAUUUUUUUUUUCUCUCCAAAAUGUGUCUUUACAUUUCAGUAGAGGAGUUUGGAGCAGAGUGAUAUUCAUAGAAAUGUUUAAAUAUUUCAAGGAAUAUUUUCAGAAACUUUCCAUUACAGGAGUGAAGGAAUUGUCCAUAAAUGUAUACAAAAGUUAUGGGAAUGGGCAGAAAAUUGCGUUUUCCUUUUUUACAGAUUAUUUUUCAGUGGAUGGUACCAUCAUGCGGCCAAACAAUCACAGAUUUUCACAGAUGCCCAAAUCUGGUCAUUAGACCCAUUGUAGUGUCUAAACGUAACUCUUUGUACAUUUACUGUCAAAGCCAAUCCAGAAUUUGCAAUCAACUGUGCUACAAACCCACCCAGAAUGUAUGCCAGGAAAGUCACCACUUUUGAUUUUGCAUUUUUGUUUUCUAAUUUUGUAUUUUGUUUUUUUUUCAUUAAGUUUUGACCUGUUGUCAGCCAGGGAAAUGUUGCAGAAAGCAUCAAAUCUCAAUGUUAUAUAUAUAUUUUUGCAUGCAUAGCUGUGUUUUCAUGUAAACAUGUAAACAUUUUAUGUGUACUUGCACCUUAAUAUGUGAUUGAUACAGCUAGGCACUUGAAGUCAAGGUAUCAGAAACUGGACCUUGUGCAAUUAUAAUGCCAUUAAAUCUUUCUUGAAUGUAA
Messenger RNA from Sardina pilchardus (European sardine), 2360 nucleotides. RefSeq names its product reticulophagy regulator 1 (gene retreg1). Bases 156 to 1511 code for a protein of 451 amino acids. The transcript has 9 exons. The record is from RefSeq and is a predicted model, not a curated record. Gene Ontology annotation, biological process: negative regulation of neuron apoptotic process; reticulophagy. NCBI's taxonomy places the organism in Eukaryota, Metazoa, Chordata, Actinopteri, Clupeiformes, Clupeidae. Gene Ontology annotation, cellular component: endoplasmic reticulum membrane.